This is a messenger RNA of Arabis nemorensis, 1014 nucleotides long. The record is from the annotation of a GenBank genome assembly. NCBI's taxonomy places the organism in Eukaryota, Viridiplantae, Streptophyta, Magnoliopsida, Brassicales, Brassicaceae.
AUGGGAGUGGAGAAAAGGUAUUACCCUAUGUUUAUACCUCGUGAUUUUCUCGAGAAGGAGAAGGAUCACAUUGAAGGGUUUAACCCUGAAGUUGCUUGGGUUACAAGAGUUGGUGAUUCUGAUUUGCCAGUCCCAUUAGCUCUACGUCCAACUAGUGAGGCCGUGAUUUACCCUAAUUUUAGGGUCGAGAUUAGGAGCCACCGUGAUCUUCCAUUGAAGAUUAAUCAAUGGGCUAAUGCUGUUAGAUGGGAGAUUAAGGACCCUACUCCAUUCAUCAGGAGCCGUGAGUUCCUUUGGCAGGAAGGGCACACUGCUUUUGCCACCAAAAAAGAGGCUGACGAAGAGAGCUGCUUGUAUGAAGAGUUUCUUGCAGUUCCUGUUAUUAAAGGUUUUAAGAGUGAGAAUGAAAAGUUUGCUGGUGCACUUUACACCACAAGCAUUGAGAUAAUAAAGGAAAGAAAUCAAUUGUAUGGCAGAACUCGUGGGGAUUCAGUACCAGAUCGCUGUUGGAUCCGUGUUGAUGUAGAUAACCGCGAUAACUAUUCUUGCGGCUGGAAGUAUUCAGAUCAGGAACUGAAAGGUGCUCCAUUGAGAAUCGAAAUUGGUCCAAGAGAUUUGGCUAAAAAUCAGGUGAGAAUAGUGAGACUCGAUACGGGAGCUAAGAUGGAUAUUAAGAGAGAAUACUUGAUUGAAAAAAUUAAGGACUUGCUUGAAAACAUCCAGAGAAACCUCUAUGAUGUCGCAAAGAGAAAGGUCGAAGAAAGCACUCAAAAGGUUGAAACUUGGGAUGAUUUUGUUGAAGCUCUUAGCCAAAAGAAACUGAUUUUAGCUCCAUGGUGUGACGAAGUUGAAGUGGAGAAGGAUGUGAAAGAGCGAACCAGAGGUGAUGGAACUUUAGGCGGAGCUAAGACUCUAUGUACUCUACUUGAGCAGCCUGAACUAAGAGAAGAUACUCUAUGCUUUGCAUCAAGAAAGCCAGCGAAGAAAUGGACCUAUUGGGGAAGAAGUUACUAA